GACGCCGUCGUGCCGCCCUGAGCCCGGCGGGCGCGAUGCCGUGGCGACAGCUCCGGGGGCCGCUUCUGCCCCUCGGGCUCGGCCUCCGGCUGCUCCUUGUGCUGCUGCUGCUGCUGCUUGGAGGCGGCGAGGCGGCCCCGCUGCCGCUCGCAGGGGAAGCAGUUGCAACUGAAGUUUCCUCCUCUUUUGUGAUUUUGUCCACAUGUACUUUAGUAGUACUGGUAAUACUACUUGUGAACUGUGUAUCCUGUUGUAAAGAUCCUGGGAUAGACUUCAAGGAAUUUGAAGAUAAUUUUGAGGAUGAAAUUGAUUUUACGCCCCCAGCAGAAGAUACUCCAUCUGUUCAAUCUCCUGCAGAGGUUUUCACUCUUUCAGUUCCGAAUAUUGUUUUACCAGCUCCGUCGCAGUUUCAGCCUCUUCCAGUGGGAUCAAAGUCUCAAGUUGCACGACAGAGUCUAAACUAUAUCCAAGAAAUUGGAAAUGGCUGGUUUGGAAAGGUCCUGCUUGGGGAGAUCUACACAGGAACUAGUGUAGCAAGAGUAAUAGUGAAGGAAUUAAAGGCAAGUGCGGGUUCCAAGGAGCAAGAACAGUUUUUAAGAAAUGGAGAGGCUUACUGUGUUCUUCACCAUCCGAAUGUUGUCCAGUGCAUUGGGCAAUGUGUAGAAGCUGUCCCUUAUCUGUUGGUGUUUGAGUUCUGUGACUUGGGUGACCUAAAAACUUAUCUCUGCAAUGAGCAGGAGCAUAUCAAGGGAGAGUCACAAAUAAUGCUGCUACAGAGAAUGGCGUGUGAAAUUGCUGCUGGACUUGCCAUAAUGCAUAAACAUAAUUUUGUGCAUAGUGACUUGGCCUUACGGAAUUGCUUUCUUACAUCAGACUUGAAUGUAAAAGUGGGAGAUUAUGGAAUAGGACUCAGUAGAUACAAGGAAGAUUAUAUUGAAACAGAUGAGAAGAAGUUUAUUCCUCUUCGAUGGACUGCACCUGAGCUAGUAACUAGCUUUCAGGACAGAUUGUUAGCAGCAGAACAAACCAAGUAUAGUAACAUAUGGUCAUUGGGUGUAACAUUAUGGGAACUUUUUGAGAAUGCUGCUCAGCCUUAUUCACACUUUUCUGACAGAGAAGUGCUAACUCAUGUCAUAAAAGAGAAACAGGUUAAACUCUUCAAACCACAUCUGGAACAACCCUAUUCUGAUAGAUGGUAUGAAGUUUUGCAGUUCUGCUGGCUAUCUUCAGAAAAGAGACCAACAGCAGAGGAAGUGCACAGACUUCUAACCUAUCUCCGCAUGCAAAGCCAAAGGGACUCUGAGAUUGAUUUUGAACAGCAGUGGAAUGCUCUUAAGCCAAACACUCUCAACAGAGAAUCAACCAAUUCUGCAUUUCCAAUCCUAGAUCACUUCACAGGAGACAGACUUGGCCAUGAAAUGGAAGAAGUCCUGACUGUAACUGAAACAAGUCGGGGGCUCAGCUUUGAAUAUGUUUGGGAGGCAGCCAAGCACGAUCAUUUUGAAUGUAAUCAGGUGAAUCCUGAUGAAGCAACGACAUAUACAAGCAUUUUCUUCCCAGUUGAGGUUUUUGAGAGAUCUCUUUCAGAGCAAGGGUCUGGAACACAAGAUGAAAGUGGUCAGGAGGCAUCACUUACUGUGCCUGGGGUGCUUCCUGUUUUUGAUGCCCACAAACUUUCUGUUGGAAGUGAUUACUAUAUUCAGUUGGAAGAGAAAGGGGGUGGCAGUAGCGUGAACUUUGAUAAUCAGUCAGCUGUACUAACCACAGAAGUUGAUCAUCAAGAAGUUUUACUGGACAAAAAUUCUCACUUUAUGAUUCUCAGGGAUCUUGAUGCUGAAGAAUCUAGCACUGAUGGGGACUUUUUCCACUAUAACACAGAUCCUAAAGAUGAGAUUUUGCAUGCUACUAGUAGUUCUGAAAGCCCUAUCCAGAAUAUAUUUAAUGAUAUUGACAGAGCAGAGGAAUUGGCAAGUAGGAGGACACUUUUUGACUUGCCUGAAACAAAUGAUGACUGCAUGGAAUUUAAACCAGCUGCUUUAAGUUCUAGUUUAGAGGUAUUGAAAGGAAUCUGUCAACCUGAGAGAGAGUGCUCUAGUAAUUUUUCAGAAAAUGAAGCUGUUCUACAUGAAGAUAUUACAAAGCAGUGUGACAGCCUCCUUACUUUAGAAGACUUGUCAGAUAACUUUCUGUUUCUUCAAGAGAAGAACUUAUUAAAGGGGUUAUUGACUAACAAAGAUAACAGUAAAGAUUUGGGGUCAAAAUCAGUAACAGGUAUAAAAAAUAUAUUAGAAACUCCAAAUAGAAAUACUCUGGACAUUGAAUUUAAAUUGGCUGAAAAUACACCAACCUUUUCAGAGCUUUUAGAUUAUCAAGUAAUAAAGAAAGAUGAACAUUUAAUCCACAUACCGACAGGUAAGGAGUUGAGCAUUUUGUCUCAGUCUCUCAUAGAAAUGCAGGUGCCUUUUAGUUCACCUGGCACAGAUGAGAAAUUGCAUGAUAACCAUCAGAACCUCACCCCAUUGAAAGGUGACACUGUCCUUUCAAGGAUAGCGGUUGAUAAAAAAUCAUCUUGCACUAUUAAUGAUGGUCUCUGUCAAGAAACAUCUCAAAGGGCUGAAACUGCAUCUUCUGAAAAGCUACCCAUUAAUGCCAAAAACAUUAGUACUGGAAACAGCUUAAGUCAAGCAGUUGCACUUGAAACUGGAGAGUUUGAGGGACAAAUAAAAGACAGAAUACCUGUUGAUUCUGAAGAAAUAACUUUGGGUAGUGGCCUUGGUAGUCAGAAAUGUGAUAUUAGUCAGGAAGGUAGGAAUAAUGAUUUGCAGAAUAAGCCUUCGCUAUUAGAAAAGGAUAAUGCAGGGUCGUUGGAGAGAAAAAAGGAAAAUCCAGAUUAUUUUAAAAAAUAUAAUAAAGAUGUUUCUAAAGAAGUUACUUUAAUAUCUGUUACUACCCCAUGUGAAAGUCAGGAUAGUCUGUUGGGAGAGAGCUCAUCUCCUAUGCAAACUGUAGAACAGUUCUUAGAAACUCCAGAUUCUUUGGAUUUGUUAGAUGUAAAUGAAGUUUUAGAGUGUUUAAGGGCCCAGAGUCCCCAGAAGCUUUUACCUCCUGAUAAACCUGGUGACAGUGGCUAUGAAACUGAGAAUCUGGAAUCUCCAGAAUGGACUUCACAUCUUACUGCUGAUGAUACUUCUAAUACAGACACUGUACCAUGUGUUGCUGGUGACAGCAGUGUUUUACCAGCCAAUCCAGUAAUCGUUGUUUCAGCAGAAACAGCUUGCUCAGAUGCAGUAAACGACAACAGUGACUUUGAAAUUACCACAAAGAUUUCUGCAGUUGGAAAUCAGAACUCAUACAGAGACUCUGCCUAUUUUUCUGAUAAUGAUUCUGAGCCGGAUAAAAGAACAGAAGAUAUAAAUAUGUCAAUACUAACAAGAGAGAACAUUUUCAGUAAUAACUCUCAUAACAUUGAAAAGAAUAAUAUUGAAGAAGAUUGUUUAAAAAAUAAACAGCCAAAGCACAAUCAAGUAAUAGAUUGCCAGGAAACCAAUAAUUUAGCCUCAAAACUAGAAAUAAAUGACAAGCUGGAGAGACGGCAGAUAGAUGUAACAAUGCAGAUGUGUCCUGAAAAAUGGCUAAAAGAAACCCCGUUGAUACUUGCAGUGAAUUCAGAAGGUAAUCACAGAGAUGAAAUCAAGUUAUCCAAGGAUUCUCUCAGAAAUGUCUCUUGUGUUGGCACUAAUACUUCAGAAUUUCUUCUACACCGAGACUUACCAUCCAUUCAUAACAUACGUCCUUCAGAUACCAUUGUUAGUGAAAAUUCCUUGUGUCACAUAGAAGGACCUAAGCUGAAAGAGCCAGAUAUUGAAGGAAAAUACCUUGGUAAACUUGAUGUUUCUGGAAUGCUUGAUUUAUUGGAGGAUGGAGAUGAUGCAGAUGAAGAAGAUGAAAAUAGUGACUCUGAGGAUGAUAUGAGAACUUUCCAUAUGCAUAGUCUUAGUUCAGACAGUGAAGAUGAAACUGUGCUUCAAGUUCCUGAGAUAUUUUCUGAUAACGAUGAUGGGAAACAUCUAAGAAGCUUGCUGAAACUUCCAAAGUCUCUUAAGUGUGAUGGGCCAUCUGAGUGUUGGAAAAGUGAGAAGAAGGCUGUAACAUUCUUUGAUGAUGUAACCGUCUAUCUGUUUGAUCAGGAAACGCCAACCAAAGAACUGGGAAAUCGUGCAGCGGACUCGAAACACAAGGGCCCUGAUGUCACUUCUGUCCCUUCUUCAGGUCUUAGUUAUUUGAAUAGAUUUACAAAUUCAGAAAGCUCUACUGAUGAAGAAGGUGGAGGUUUUGAAUGGGACGAUGAUUUCUCUUCCCCGGAGCCUUCUUUUAUAUCUAAGGCAGCAAAUAACCUCAUUAGUUCGAAGCCGUCUCUUCCAACAUCAAAGUACUUUUCCCCACCCCCACCUUCCCGGGGUCCUGAACAAAACUGGUCACAUUCAUCACCUUAUUCAAGGUUCUCUAUUUCUCCUGCAAACCUAGCAAGUCUUUCUCUCACACAUCUUACAGAUUCAGAUAUUGAGCAAGGAGGAAGUAGUGAAGAUGGAGAAAAAGAUUAGGCAGAUUCCCUGGAAUUAUGCUUGAGACGCAUUCUGGACUAAUAUCUGAUAAACUUGUGUGUCUGAAUUUAUAUGGCUCUGCGGAUGUAAAAUACAGAUAACUGAGAAAUACGAAGAAAUGAAAGUAAACACUGAAAGCAAUGUUCAAUCAGGACAUUCAUUUGAAUGUGUAUUUAACUUUGUAACAUAUUUUUAAAUCAGUGCAAUUUGCUUUUCAUUAUAAGAUGAUUCUGCCGCUGUUUUCAAGUACUUGAAGUAUUUUUCAGACAAUUGUAACAAACACUUAAAGCUAUUACACUACAUUAUGAUUUUAUGUAUGGGAUUGUAUAAUCUAUUUAUAUUUUUCCAUGUAGUUCAUUAUCUAUUUGAACAAACAUCUGUUGUAGAAUUCUGUAUAAUUGUCCUGUGCAACAGGAGUCUAUGUUGCUGAAACUGUAUGAAUGAUAGUUGGUAAGUAGUGAGCCAUAUUUAUUCUAAAAGAUAUCACUACAUGUUGUUUUGCUUACUGCGAUUGCACUAUGGAUUAUUCUUCCCAUAUUCCCCAAUAUUAUACAGAAUCAAAAUAUUAAGUUUUCCAAGGAAAA
Messenger RNA from Gavialis gangeticus (Gharial), 5185 nucleotides. It is a transcript of the gene LMTK2, whose product is annotated as lemur tyrosine kinase 2. The coding region runs from base 36 to 4601 and encodes 1521 amino acids. Gene Ontology annotation, biological process: protein phosphorylation. Gene Ontology annotation, molecular function: protein kinase activity; ATP binding. Lineage: Eukaryota; Metazoa; Chordata; Crocodylia; Gavialidae. The record is from RefSeq and is a predicted model, not a curated record. The transcript is spliced from 14 exons.